Racocetra persica is the source of this 148-nucleotide messenger RNA. The record is from the annotation of a GenBank genome assembly. NCBI's taxonomy places the organism in Eukaryota, Fungi, Glomeromycota, Glomeromycetes, Diversisporales, Gigasporaceae.
AACUGGCAAAGUCUGUAAUCAAAGUUGUCAUCGACCAGAAGGAUGCAAAUAUCAAAAAAGAAAAAAUUAUCGUAGAAAAAAGCAAGCCGAAUUACUUAAAAAAUAUAAUCAUGAGAAUGAAUAUGUAAAAUUAGAUGAAAUACCUUAA